Puccinia graminis f. sp. tritici CRL 75-36-700-3 is the source of this 1262-nucleotide messenger RNA. RefSeq names its product nicotinate-nucleotide diphosphorylase (carboxylating). Gene Ontology annotation, cellular component: cytoplasm. Lineage: Eukaryota; Fungi; Basidiomycota; Pucciniomycetes; Pucciniales; Pucciniaceae. The transcript has 6 exons. Gene Ontology annotation, molecular function: nicotinate-nucleotide diphosphorylase (carboxylating) activity. The record is from RefSeq and is a predicted model, not a curated record. The coding region runs from base 77 to 997 and encodes 306 amino acids. Gene Ontology annotation, biological process: quinolinate catabolic process; NAD+ biosynthetic process.
AGCUGGUCCCUGGCCGGCGGCUUGCCCCACCAAGCGACUACAUGCAACCACUACCAAGUCCAACCAGCAACGAAGUAUGAACACAAGCGCACUUGGAGACCCGGCUCAUCUAUUACCACCUUCAUGGAAGUCGGUCGUAACUGAAUGGUUAAGAGAAGACACGCCGAGUUUCGAUUAUGGUGGAUUCGUCGUAGGUGAAAGCCAACAGGAAGCCCAGUUGUUGGGUAAAUCUCAAGGUAUCCUGGCCGGCGUCCCUUUCUUUGACGAAAUCUUCCAUCAACUGGAAUGCAGGGUUGAAUGGAAGUUUAAGGAAGGAGAUCUGGUACCGGGCGGAAGAACAGUUGUGGCUAUCGUUACGGGUAAAGCCAGGUGUCUGCUGAUUGGAGAACGAGUCGGCUUGAACUUGUUAGCGCGUUGUAGUGGGAUUGCGACUCAGUCUCAUCAAAUGCUGAAACUAGCUCGAGAUCAUUCUUACAAAGGAUUGAUCGCAGGUACGAGGAAGACGACACCAGGCUUUAGAUUGGUCGAAAAGUAUGGGAUGUUAGUGGGAGGCAUCGAUCCUCAUCGAUAUGACUUAUCAAGUAUGGUGAUGUUGAAGGACAACCACAUCUGGAGCAAAGGUUCGAUCACCGCUGCCAUCCAAGCAGCUCGUAGCGUUUGUGGAUUCAGUUUGAGGAUUGAUGUUGAGGUCCGAGAUGAGAAAGAAGCUAAGGAAGCUAUUGAGGCCGGAGCAGAUGUAAUCAUGUUGGAUAACUUCACCCCUGAAAAUGUCAAGACCUCCGCUCGAUCUCUGAAACAAAGCUUCCAAGGCACCGAUCGUCGAUUCCUCAUCGAAGUUUCCGGAGGCCUAACGGAACAAAACAUUAGCUCCCACCUCUGUCACGAUGUAGAUAUAUACUCGACUUCAAGCGUCCACCAAGGCACACGAACCAUCGACUUCUCUUUGAAGAUCGUACCUACCGUCGAGGGCUUCACUGGUGCAAUCUCAUCAAACUAGAGAUUGUCAUGAUCUGUGGAUUUUAAUGAUGGUUGAAGAGAAACAGCCCCUCAUAAUAGACGAGCAAAUCUCACAAUGUAUUCUAGAGCUUUUCGGAAAUGUACUAUGUAUGGCUAUUUCGUUCACUGUGAAUCUGGAAUAGCGCGCUUGUAUCCAUUUUUUUCUUGCCCCGGAAUUCAUUUAUGUAUAGACCCCUGGGGAGCCCAGACUCAGAGUGUGCAAUUUAUUCAAAGUCAAUCACUUCUAUUAUUGCCUCUUUUGAAAG